Mercurialis annua (annual mercury) is the source of this 1856-nucleotide messenger RNA. Its product is annotated as 3-deoxy-manno-octulosonate cytidylyltransferase, mitochondrial. NCBI's taxonomy places the organism in Eukaryota, Viridiplantae, Streptophyta, Magnoliopsida, Malpighiales, Euphorbiaceae. The transcript has 9 exons. Gene Ontology annotation, molecular function: 3-deoxy-manno-octulosonate cytidylyltransferase activity. The record is from RefSeq and is a predicted model, not a curated record. The coding region runs from base 835 to 1725 and encodes 296 amino acids. Gene Ontology annotation, cellular component: cytosol.
GUUUUAGUUUAGUGGAAUUUUGUUUGUUGAAUCUGAAUUUUGAGUUUGAUUAUAAAUGAAAUUUUGUUUGUGCAUUACCUAAAUAGUUAAAAUUUACCAUCAACGGGCGAUAAUCUUGUUAUAAUAGCUUAGUGAUUAGUUUACAAUUUCAAGCCACUGAAACUGUGAGGUUGGUUUUUGUAUAUUAAAUUAGCUUACUGGAAUAAUGCAAUUAGUAUGUAACUGAUGUAUUGAAACUGAGACUUAUAAAACAAUGUCAAAUCCCUUUUUUAAUGCGUUUUGAAUUGAUUGAUUUUGAUUGAGUAUUACUGUUAACUUUCAUUGUAAUUAUAUGCAUCAUAUUACUUGUUUUUGUUUACUUGCUCUUUUUUCAUUCUUAUAGUUGCAAGUUAUUUAUAACAAUAGAACUUGAUGACGGCUAUUGGCUGGAUUUGUCUUGAUAUAUUCAUGUCACAUCUGCACUUGUAUUUAUGUAAAGAUUACUUAUAACCUCAAUUACAAGCUUGAAUAUUCUGUCUGCUCAAGUUUGAGCUCCAAAACACAUGCUUGAUGGCCAUCUAAUUCCACAUAAAGAGUCAAUUUAAACCCUCUAGUAGUUUCUGUUCAAUAGACAUAUUUCCCAAACUCUAACUCUAGUUUCAAACUUCAAAUUUUGGGACCAAGUCAAGUUCAUGCCUUAUAGUGUUCUGAUUUGACUCCACUUAGUUAAUUAGCCCAUGCUUUAGACUUCUGGUGUUGGAAUUUUGGACUUGCUUAUUGUAGAUUUUUGGUAUCUAGCCCAGAGAGUCCAGGUUAGAUUCCUGAGAUAAGGAUAAAAAGGAAGAUACAAGGCUAAUGUCAAUCUGCUCAUCUGAUUCGUCGUCAUCAUCCGGGUCCUCAUCGGCCAAAACAUGGAUUUUGCAUAGUAUUGUGGCUGGGGCUGCUAUUGCUGUGGCUAUUGGUGCUCGAACUUAUUUGACUAGAUCCAAAAAGUUUCGAAGCCGAGUCAUAGGCAUCAUACCUGCUCGAUUUGCUUCCUCUCGAUUUCAAGGCAAGCCUCUGGUCCAUAUCUUGGGGAAACCCAUGAUCCAGAGGACUUGGGAAAGGGCCAAACUGGCAACUACUUUGGAUAACAUAGUUGUGGCAACAGAUGAUGAAAGAAUUGCAGAAUGCUGUCGUGGAUUUGGGGCAAGUGUGAUAAUGACUUCAGAAUCUUGUCAAAAUGGUACUGAACGAUGCAAUGAAGCACUUGGAAAACUAGAAAAGAAAUACGAUGUGGUUGUCAAUAUUCAGGGAGAUGAGCCUCUCAUUGACCCUGAGAUAAUUGAUGGAAUUGUCAAAGCACUGCAGGCAUCCCCAGAUGCAGUUUUUAGCACUGCAGUAACAUCUUUAAAGCCUGAAGAUGCAUUUGACCCCAACCGAGUGAAAUGUGUGGUGGAUAAUCUAGGUUAUGCUAUCUACUUUUCAAGGGGACUUAUUCCUUACAAUAAAUCUGGGAAAGUCAAUCCAAAUUUUCCAUACUUGCUUCAUCUUGGAAUUCAGAGUUAUGAUGCAAAGUUUCUAAAGAUAUAUCCAGAGCUUCAGUCUACUCCACUGCAACUAGAAGAGGACCUAGAGCAGCUUAAAGUUCUCGAGAAUGGGUAUAAAAUGAAGGUAAUAAAGGUCGAUCACGACGCACACGGUGUUGACACUCCAGAGGACAUCGAAAAGAUUGAAACAUUGAUGCGUGAGCAGAAUGUGAUUUAGUUGACACAACUGUUUUGAUAUGUAAGUUUAUUGUAUUACUAUUAUUUAUUGGUUUAGGAGAAAUGAUGAACACUUGAGAUCUUCAACAUCAAAUCAUGAAUGUUAAGAAUUUUUAACUUUGAUUGGUUUAA